UAUUGAUAUUCUUUAAUUAUCCUCGACGUCCGCCUUCCCUCCUCCUUCCUAGACCCUUUUGAUGGUUAAUUUGCAGGGUUGACAGUCUUUAAUAGCAUCUCAUCGUUAUCAUGGUUAUAAAUAAGAAAUUAUAUAAGCAUAUUUUUAAUCCAUGAAUUAUGGAUGCAGCACAGACACGCACUAGAAUGCGAUUUUAUCGGUAAUGUCGAAAAUAGAUGUACGCAGUACAUCCAAAUUCCAAAUUCAAAAAUGAAGAUACUGGCGGUAAUGUGCAGAGGGCAGGCUCACAAAAACAGUCAGGACAGUGAGUGAGGUUAUUUGCCACGUUGGAUUCCUUGGAUCACAUGUAAAUAAUUUAAGAAACGGUGAUAGUUUUAUCAGCAAUUAUAGAGAAAAAUUAGAUCAAAUAUUUUAUAAUCAUGACGAGAACUAAACGAGACAAUGAUGGAUGGAAGCCUGUAACAUUGGAAGGAACUUUAGUAACCAACGAUAUAGAAGGAUUGGUUGGAAUAGAGGAGUUAACGGAUUAUAGCUUAGAGCGGAGCAGCAAAAAAGGAAAACUCGUAACCAUACAAGUGAAAUCUACUGAAAUAAAGAAAACGGUGUCGCAAAAACGCAAAAAUUCGAAAGAACAAGAAAAGACUGAUGUAGAGCCUUCUGCGAAAAAAUCGAAGAUUAAAAAAGAUGAAGCAAAAAGCACGAAGAAAAAGGAUAAAAAAACAAUAAAAGAUAAGAAAACGAUAAAGGAUAAGAAAACAAUAAAAUCGACUAAAGUUGAAGAUUUUAAAAUUUAUGAUCAACAGAUUGAUUCCAACAAUGAUAGUGAUACAGAUAGUACUAAUAGUACAGAUAGUACAGAUAGUGAUACAGAUAGUACAGAUAGUACAGAUAGUGAUACAGAUAGUACAGAUAGUACAGAUAGUGAUACAGAUAGUACUAACAAUUUGAACAAGUUUAAUAUUGAAGCAUGGAGCUCCAUGGGUGUUCCAAUGGCUGUGAUGGAAGCUCUUGUUGAUCUGGAUUUUUAUUCGCCUACUAUGAUACAGACUCGAACAUUGCCAGCUGCCAUAUUAGGUCGAAGAGAUAUACUAGGUGCUGCUGAAACUGGUAGUGGCAAGACACUGGCAUUUGGUAUCCCAAUUAUAAAAGGUAUCCUGGAUUUAAAGAAGGAAGCUAAAGAACAGAAUUUUCCAGAAGUAGAAGAAUCCGAUUCAGAAAAUGAAAACUUAUUGGAAUCCGAAAAUUGCGUGAAUGUUGUGAAUAAUGUCAAACUUGAUAGUAGUCAUAAUACUCCAAUCAAGCCUUUGUAUGCAUUAAUUUUGACACCAACUCGUGAAUUGGCAAUUCAAAUAAAGAAUCAUCUUACUCAGCUAACGAAAUAUACAGAUAUUAAGAUAGCUGUUGUUCUUGGAGGCGUGGCAGCAGUGAAGCAAGAAAGAAUAUUAAACAAAGGUCCUGAAAUAGUCAUUGCUACACCUGGGAGACUAUGGGAAUUAAUUCAAGAAGGAAAUUCUCAUUUAGAACAAAUAGAUUCUAUCAGGUACUUAGCUAUCGACGAGACAGAUAGAAUGAUGGAAAAGGGUCAUUUUCAAGAAUUGCACGAUCUAUUGAAGAAGAUAAAUACAGAUCCAGCAAAGCUAGAGAAACGGCAGACUUUCGUCUUUUCGGCUACUUUGACUAUGGUACAUGAUCUCCCGGAUUAUCUUGAAAGAAAGAAAAAGCGAUAUGCUAGAAGUAGGAUAUCCAAACUCACUUCUGACCAGAAAUUACAUCAAAUUAUACGUUUAUUAAGAAUAAAGAAUCCUAAAGUCGUUGAUCUUACAAAAGAGUCAGGUACUGCUAGUAACUUAACAGAAUGUCGAAUAACAUGUACGAUUGAACAUAAAGAUUAUUAUCUUUAUUAUUUUUUGAAAAGACAUAAUGGAAAAACAUUAGUAUUUUGUAACAGCAUCGGCUGUGUAAAAAGAUUGGCUACUCUUUUCAGUAUACUUGAGUGUAAGCCUUUACCUUUGCAUGCUAAUAUGCAACAACGACAACGCUUAAAAAAUCUUGAAAGAUUUCAAGCUGAUGAGAAUGGAUUGUUGAUAGCCACGGAUGUAGCUGCGCGAGGCUUAGAUAUACCUAAUAUAGAACAUGUCAUACAUUAUCAGGUUCCCAGGACAUCUGAGAAUUAUGUACAUAGGAGUGGUAGAACGGCGAGAGCUCAAAAGGAAGGAAUCACGGUUCUAAUGAUGGAACCUUCUGAAAAACAGAAUUAUAUCAAAUUAUGCAAAACUCUUGGACGCACGCAAGAUUUGCCCGUAUUUCCGGUAGUAGACAGGCUAUUAACUGCUAUAAAAGAGAGAGUGGAUGUCGCUCGCGACAUUGAUAAACUGGAAUUGAAUUAUCGUCGACAAAAUACUCAAAAAAAAUGGCUACGAAAAGCAAUGGAGGAUAUGGAUAUGGUUUUAGACAAGGAAGAUGAUGAUGAAUCAUCGACGGAAUCGGAAGAAGCAGCAGUAUUGAAGCGUCAAUUAAAGGCAAAGAGAAAUGAACUACGAUCUUUAUUAUCAAAUCCAAUAUUCCCUAAAGGAUUUUCGGGAAAAUAUCUUGAUGAUAAUUUGAAUGUAGAUCUAGCUCAGAAUGCGCAGAAGGCCAUUGAAGUAAUGAAACAAGUAAUAGAAGAUAAUACUGAUAAAAGCGAAAGUAGCAAUAUCGCAUGUAAAAAAAGACAACGUCCACAAAAGUAAAAAAA
This is a messenger RNA of Pogonomyrmex barbatus (red harvester ant), 2734 nucleotides long. RefSeq names its product ATP-dependent RNA helicase DDX24. Gene Ontology annotation, molecular function: ATP binding; nucleic acid binding; RNA helicase activity. The record is from RefSeq and is a predicted model, not a curated record. NCBI's taxonomy places the organism in Eukaryota, Metazoa, Arthropoda, Insecta, Hymenoptera, Formicidae.